CAAUAUAAUUAUCAAACUAACUAUUAUAAUAUUCAUUUUUGAAAUAAUUGUUAUUUUUAGAGUUGAAUGCGAAUUUGCAGAGAAAUUAAAGUUAACCGAAAUAAAAAUCGAAAAAAAGGAUUUGAACGACGGUAAUGUGUUUGAAGGAACUGUUAAAAACAAAUGCCACUCUUCGGAACUAAUUGCUCAAAUUAAUUCGGACAAGACAUCAAACGUGCAUUAUUUUGCGGAGCCCCAAAGAGUUGAAUGCGAAUUUGCAGAGAAAUUAAAGUUAACCGAAAUAAAAAUCGAAAAAAAGGAUUUGAACGACGGUAAUGUGUUUGAAGGAACUGUUAAAAACAAAUGCCACUCUUCGGAACUAAUUGCUCAAAUUAAUUCGGACAAGACAUCAAACGUGCAUUAUUUUGCGGAGCCCCAAAGAGUUGAAUGCGAAUUUGCAGAGAAAAUAAAGUUAACUCAAACCAUGAUAAAAAUCAAAAAAAAGGAUUUGAACGACGGUAAUGUGUUUGAAGGAACUGUUAAAAACGAAUGCCACUCUUCGGAACUAAUUGCUCAAAUUAAUUCGGACAAGACAUCAAACGUGCAUAAUUUUGCGGAGCCCCAAAGAGUUGAAUGCGAAUUUGCAGAGAAAAUAAAGUUAACUCAAGCCAUGAUAAAAAUCGAAAAAAAGGAUUUGAACGACGGUAAUGUUUUUGAAGGAACUGUUAAAAACGAAUACUGCUCUUCGGAACUAAUUGCUCAAAUUAAUUCGGACAAGACAUCAAGCGUGCAUAAUUUUGCGGAGCCCCAAAGAGUUGAAUGCGAAUUUGCAGAGAAAUUAAAAUUAACUCAAACCGAAAUAAAAAUCGAAAAAAAGGAUUUGAACGACGGUAAUGUGUUUGAAGGAACUGUUAAAAACAAAUGCCACUCUUCGGAACUAAUUGCUCAAAUUAAUUCGGACAAGACAUCAAACGUGCAUAAUUUUGCGGAGCCCCAAAGAGUUGAAUGCGAAUUUGCAGAGAAAAUAAAGUUAACUCAAACCAUGAUAAAAAUCGAAAAAAAGGAUUUGAACGACGGUAAUGUGUUUGAAGGAACUGUUAAAAAUGAAUGCCACUCUUCGGAACUAAUUGCUCAAAUUAAUUCGGACAAGACAUCAAACGUGCAUAAUUUUGCGGAGCCCCAAAGAGUUGAAUGCGAAUUUGCAGAGAAAUUAAAAUUAACUCAAACCGAAAUAAAAAUCGAAGAAAAGGAUUUGAACGACGGUAAUGUGUUUGAAGGAACUGUUAAAAACAAAUGCCACUCUUCGGAACUAAUAGCUCAAAUUAAUUCGGACAAGACAUCAAACGUGCAUAAUUUUGCGGAGCCCCAAAGGUCAAGAAAUCAGAAGAUUCAUACCAUUAAAAUAAAAAAGCUGCUUGUUUGUGACAGUUGUAAAAUGUCAUACUAUUCUAAAUCAGAUUUAAUUACACACAUAUUGCGUUGUGCGGAAGCAAAGCCCUGUACAUCUCAUAUCUCUGAUAAAGGGGUUUCUCAAGCAAGUGAUUUAGAAAAGAAUAAAAAGAUUCUUACUGGAUUAAAGUCAUAUAAAUGUGAUAUCUCCGAUAAAAAGUGUUCUCGAGCGUCAAAUUUAACAAUGCACUUAAGGACACAUACUGGAGAUAAACCAUUUAAAUGUGAUAAUUGUGGAAAAAAGUUUUCUGCACAAUCAUUUUUAAUAAUCCAUUCUAGGACACAUACUGGUGAUAAGCCAUUUAAAUGUGAUAUAUGUGAUAAAGGUUUUUCUCUUGCAGGAAAUUUAAAAAGGCAUAAAAGUACUCAUACUGGUGAUAAGCCAUUUAAAUGUGAUAUAUGUGAUAAAAGGUUUUCUCAAUCAUCAAGUUUAAAGACGCAUAUGAGAACACACACUGGAGAUAAACCAUUCAAAUGUGAUAAUUGUGAUAGUAGGUUUUCUGUACAAUCAACUUUAAUAAAGCAUUUGAGGACACAUACUGGAGAUAAACCAUUUAAAUGUGAUAAUUGUGAUAGUAGGUUUUCUUUACAAUCAACUUUAAUAAAGCAUUUGAGGACACAUACUGGAGAUAAACCAUAUAAAUGUGAUAAUUGUGAAAAAAGGUUUUCUGUACAGUCAAAUUUAAUAAGGCAUUCUAGGACACAUACUGGAGAUAAACGAUUUAAAUGUGAUAAUUGUGAAAAAAUGUUUUCUGUACAGUCAAAUUUAAUGAGGCAUUCUAGGACACAUACUGGAGAUAAACGAUUUAAAUGUGAUAAUUGUGAAAAAAGGUUUUAUACACAAUCAAAUUUAAAAACGCAUAAAAGUACUCAUACUGGUGAUAAGCCAUUUAAAUGUGAUAUAUGUGAUAAAAAAUUUUCUCGUGCAGGAAAUUUAAAAAGGCAUAAAAGUACACAUACUAGUGUUAAGUCAUAUAAUUGAGGUAUCUUUGAUAAAUGGUUUUCAAGAGUAUCAAAUUUAAAAACCAUGCAAGGAAACAUACCAUUGAAGUCAUUGAGGCCUUAAACAUGGAAAUUUUUUUGGUAGGUUUUGGUAAUACCUUGAGCUAAUCAUUUUGAUGAAUUUAAAAAUAUAUUUACAAUAAUCUCUAUACUUUUAAACCAUACAUUUAUGCAUAUUAUUUUCCUCUGCUAAUUUAAUAUUAUAUUGAAUUUUCCUUCCACUAGAUGGUUUUUAUAUUUUA
Molecule: messenger RNA, 2672 nt
Organism: Acyrthosiphon pisum (pea aphid)
Lineage: Eukaryota; Metazoa; Arthropoda; Insecta; Hemiptera; Aphididae
Product: zinc finger protein 436
Exons: 8
Coding region: 464-2410 (648 amino acids)
Biological process (GO): regulation of transcription by RNA polymerase II
Molecular function (GO): RNA polymerase II cis-regulatory region sequence-specific DNA binding; DNA-binding transcription factor activity, RNA polymerase II-specific
Source: RefSeq, a predicted model, not a curated record